AUGUCACACAACAGCAAUAAUGGUGUAUCUUCUGAACCUCCCACUUCAGGCCAGAUGUUGCACACCCAAACUGAGAUCCCUAUCUUUCCUGGCCAAUGGGGCCCUGUCACAGUCUUCAACCCCGCACCCACCUAUGUUGCUGGCACUAUUCCUCUCCCCAUGUCCCAACCUCCCGCUUCCACAGCAGAGCCAUCGCGGUCAUUGAAGGGGAAACAGACAGAAAAGGGAACAAAAGAUUUUGAGUACGAGUUUAUGUUGAAUACUAUGGAUCCGAAGAAGGAGGACGAAACUGUCUACUUUGUUGACUCAAAGGAUCAAUCACCACAAGAAGUUCUGGACGAGAUUUUAACCAGGAUGGGGGUGGACCUUUCUGUCCACCGGAUUGGAUACCACCUAUCUGAUGAGAAGCAAUCCAUUUGGACUCGUAUCAAUAGUGCGGAAGAUUUUGCUGUUGCAGUCAAGGCCCAACGUGACAUUCAGUCCCGAGCAUUCAAGCAAAAAAAAAUGUGUAUUAUCAAUAAGGAUGCAGUCAAAAAGGAGCCAUGGCCUGGACACAUGGUGACCAAGAAGUGCCGCACAGCCACAGAUCCGAGUGCGGAUUUUCGUCAUUUACAUGUCACCAAUGAGGCACUUGCAGUCUGGGCAAAUGCAAUGGUUGAUGGUGUCAAGGAUGUUUCAUUCACUCAGCCACCCAACAAUCACCUUUUUAGGGCAUCCCAUCUCAAACCCCAACAAAAUGAUGGCCCCAGCUGGAAGCAUGCAAGGUCACUCACCCCACCAUCACCCUCUCUAAUGCCAAUGAAGCACAAGAAAUGUGUUUCAGACACUAAAAAGGGUUUUUGGGGAAGAUGCAAGGUACAAAUCAAUCUCUAA
Molecule: messenger RNA, 873 nt
Organism: Cantharellus anzutake
Lineage: Eukaryota; Fungi; Basidiomycota; Agaricomycetes; Cantharellales; Hydnaceae
Exons: 5
Coding region: 1-873 (290 amino acids)
Source: RefSeq, a predicted model, not a curated record